Molecule: messenger RNA, 12934 nt
Organism: Hypanus sabinus (Atlantic stingray)
Lineage: Eukaryota; Metazoa; Chordata; Chondrichthyes; Myliobatiformes; Dasyatidae
Product: NACHT, LRR and PYD domains-containing protein 3-like
Exons: 11
Coding region: 6347-9061 (904 amino acids)
Cellular component (GO): cytoplasm
Molecular function (GO): protein binding
Source: RefSeq, a predicted model, not a curated record
ACAGGACCUGAGAAAUCUCAGUGAGAUUUGAUUAGUGAUGAUCAUCUUGGCAGCUCGGUAGGUUGAAUGUAUGAGACAGUACACUGUUAAAUGUAAAACCCUGAACAGUGUCGAUGAUCAGAGGGAUCUUAGACUCCAAGUUCAUCGCUCCCUGAAAGAGACUGCACAGAUUGAUGGGGUGGUUAAGAAGGCAAAUGACAUACUUGCCUUUAUAAGUCAAGAUAUUGCAUUCAAAAUUCAGAAAGUUAUGUUGCAACUUCAUAAAACUCGAGUUAGGCCACAACUGAAGUAUUUCCUGGAGUUCUGGUCGCCUCAUUCCAGGAAGGACUUCAAUGGCCCUGGAGAGGGUACAGAAGAUUUUUUGAUUUGGAACAAGAAGGCAGCGGGAGAGCACCAAAGGAUUUCCAGCGGGAAGACAUUUUGAGCUCUUGGGGGGGGGGCGGGGGGGAAAGAGAGGCCAGACUGCGCAGGCGCGUGACGUCAGCCUGUUGAACGCAAACAGUUUAAAAAGAAGGCAGCCAUGUCCGGCGGGCAGUGUUGGGAGCAGGCAGCGGAGUGAGAGGCAGCACUGUGAAAGGGCUUUGGCUCAAUGGGCUUCGGCGGUAACGGGACGAGGCGAGGCAGUUGUUGAUUGCAAAAGGAAGUAGUAUGUGUGUGAGGCUGGUUUUCUGUGGUCGGUGUCAGAUGUGGGAGGUCCUGGAGUCUCCUGGCAUCCCGGACGGCCAUAUCUGCACCCGGUGCAUCAAGAUGCAACUCCUAAGGGACCAUGUUAGGGAACUGGAGAUGCAGCUCGAUGACCUUCGUCUGGUCAGGGAGAGUGUGAAGGUGAUAGAGAGGAGUUACAGGCAGGUGGUCACUCCGGGGCCACAGGGGACAGAGAAAUGGGUCGCAGUCAGGAGAGGGAAGGGGAAGAGUCAGGCAUUAGAGAGUACUCCUGUGGCUGUACCCCUUGACAAUAAGUACUCCUGUUUGAGUACUGCCGGGGGAGGGGGGGGGACAGCCUACCUGGAGGCUGUGCCUCUGGCACAGAGUCUGGCCCUGUGGCUCAGAAGGGUAGGGAAAGGAAGAGGAAGGCAGUAGUGAUAGGGGACUCUAUAGUCAGGGGUUCAGCCGUGCGAUUUUGUGGACGCAGGAAAGAAACUCGGAUGGUAGUUUGCCUCCCAGGUGCCAGGGUCCGGGAUGUUCCUGAUCACGUCCAAGAUAUCGUACAGUGGGAGGGAGAACAGCCAGAGGUUGUGGUACAUAUUGGUACCAAUGACAUUGGUAUGAAAAGUGAAGAGGUCCUGAAAACAGACUACAGGGAGUUAGGAAGGAAGUUGAAAAGCAGAACCUCAAAGGUAGUGAUCUCGGGAUUACUGCCUGUGCCACGCGACAGUGAGAAGGGGAAUAGAAUGAGGUGGAGGAUAAAUACGUGGCUGACAGAAUGGAGAAGGCGGCAGGAUUCAGAUUUCUGGAUCAUUGGGACCUCUUUUGGGGCGGGUGUGACCUGUAAAAAAAACCGGACGGUUUGCCCUUGAAUCCCAGGGGGAGCAAUAUCCUGGCGGGCAGGUUUGAUACAGCUGUUGGGGAGGGUUUAAACUAGCUUGGCAGAGGGGUGGGAAUCAGAAUGUGUGCGCGCGGAUUAAGGUGGAAGGACAAGGGCAUGAUGCUAAGAGUUCUGAGUUGAUAAGGAAGGACAGAUAGGGGACAGAACAUAAUUGUAGCCAGUUAAAGGGGUUGAAAUGUGUCUAUUUCAAUGCUAGGAGUAUUAGGAACAAUGAUGAUGAACUUAGAGUAUGGAGUAGUAUAUGAAACAAUGAUGUUGUGACCGUUACUGAAACAUGGUUGGACGAAGGGCAGGAUUGGAUGAUGCAGGUCCCCGGGUUCAGGUGUUUCAAAAGGAAUAGGAUGGGAGGUAGAAAAGGUGGGGGAGUGGCAUUGCUGGUCAGGGAUAGUAUCACGGCUAUAGAAAGGGAGGACGCUGCAGAGGGAGUGUCCGCUGAGUCGGUCUGGGUGGAAGUCAGAAAUAGGAAGGGAUCAAUCACUGUGCUGGGAGUAGUCUAUAGGCCCCCAAAUAGCCCUCAGGACACCGAGGAGCCGAUAAGUAGGCAGAUUUUAGAAUGGUGCAGGAAAUACAGGGUAGUAGUUAUGGGUGAUUUCAACUUCUCUCAUAUUGACUAGCACCUCCUGAGUGCAAGUGGAAUAGAUGGGGCUGAAUGUGUCAGGUGUGUUCAAGAAGGAUCCCUGACACAGUACGUGGACCGGCCGAUGAGAGGAGAGGCUAUACUGGAUCUAGUUCUGGGUAAUGAACCUGGUCAGGUGACAGACCACUCGGUGGGGGAGUAUUUUGGUGAGAGUGACCACAACUCCCUUAGCUUCAGCAUAGCUAUGGAAUGGGAUAAAAUCAGAGGAAAUGGUAAAGUGCUUAACUGGGGAGGGGCUAUCUUUAAAGAGAUGAGGCAGGAACUAGCGAGAGUAAAUUGGAAACAGAUGUUCAAAGGGGAAAGCACGGAAGUAAUGUGGAGGAAGUUUAGGGACCACUUGAGCUGGGUUCAGGAUAGGUUUGUCCCACUGAGAGAAGGAAAAAAAUGGUAGGAAAAGGGAACCGUGGCUGACGAAAAAUGUGAGGCAACUCAUCAAGAGGAAAAAGGAAGCAUAUGUUAGAUAUAAGAGGCAGGUAGUAGGUGGGGCUCAUGAGAAAUAUAGGGUACCCAGGAAGAAGCUAAAGAAAGGACAGGAGAGCUCGACGGGGGCAUGAGAAGGCCUUGGCAUGUAGGAUUAAGGAGACCCCCAAUGCAUUCUAUGCGUAUGUGAAGAAUAGGAGGAUGAAGAGGACAAAGGUGGGACCGCUAAAGGAUAAAGAGGGCAACGUGUGCCUGGAGGUGAAGGACGUUGGGGAGGUCCUAAAUGAAUACUUUGCUUCAGUAUUCACAAGUGAAGAGGAUCUUGAUCAGGAUGAGGUUGAAGUAGAGCAGGCCUGUGUGCUGGACAAUGUGGAGAUUAAGGAAGAAGAAGUGUUGGAUCUUUUUAAAAACAUCAAAAUUGAUAAAUCCCCAGGGCCGGACAUGAUACACUCCAGGUUGUUGUGGGAAUUGAGAGAAGGGAUCCCCGGAGCAUUGGCUUUGAAUCCUCUUUGGCUGCAGGGAGAAACCUGGGAACUAUAGACCGGUGAGUCUUACAUCGGUGGUCUGCAAAGUACUGGAAAGGAUUCUUAAGGAUAGGAUCAACGAGCAUUUGGAAAAGUACAGUCUACUCCUGGAUAGUCAAUAAGGCUUUGUGAAGGGUAGAUCGUGCCUCACGAGCCUGAUUGAGUUUUUUGAAGAGGUAAUAAAAGAAAUUGAUGAGGGUAGGGCAGUGGAUGUGGUCUACAUGGACUUUAGCAAAGCAUUUGACAAGGUCCCUCACGACAGACUCAUCCAGAAAGUCAUGAGGCAUGGGAUCAGUGGAACCUUGGCUGUUUGGAUAAAAAACUGGCUUACAGGAAGAAAGCAGAGGUUAGUUGUGGAAGGAAAGUAUUCCGCCUGGAGGUCGGUGACUAGUGGAGUGCCGCAGGGAUCUGUCCUGGGACCCGUGCUAUUUGUGAUUUUUAUAAAAGACCUGGAUGUAGAGGCGGAAGGAUGGGUGAGUAAGUUUGUGGAUGACACGAAGAUUGGAGGAGUUGUGGAUGGAGCUUUAGGAUGUCUAAGGUUACAAGAGGAUAUAGACAGGCUGCAGAGUUGGGCAGAAAAAUGGCAGAUGGAGUUCAAUCCGGACAAGUGUGAGGUGAUGCAUUUUGGAAGGACAAACCAGGGGAUUGAGGACAGGAUUAAUGGUCAGUUACUUAAGAAUGUGGAUGAACAAAGGGACCUUGGGGUUCAAAUCCAUACAUCCCUCAAGGUCGCUGCACAGGUUGAUAGAGUAGUUAAGAAGGCCUAUGGGAUGCUAGGCUUCAUUUACGGGGGAUUGAGUUCAAGAGUAGAGAGGUCAUGUUGCAACUCUACAAAUCUCUGGUGAGACCGCACUUAGAGUAUUGUGUUCAGUUGUGGUCACCUCAUUAUAGGAAGGAUGUGGAAGCUAUGGAGAGGGUGCCGAGGAGAUUUACCGGAUGCGGCCUGGAUUCGAGGGCAUGAGCUGUAACAAGAGUUUGUAUGAACUCGGGUUGUUUUCUCUGGAGCGGCACAGGCUGGGGUGAGAGACAUCGAUAGAGAAGACAGACAAUAUUUUUAAUCCUGGUUACAAAUGUCUAAUACAAGAGGCCAUGUAUUUAAAGUGAGAGGGGGCAGUUUGAGGGGCAAGUGUUUUUAACAGAGAGAGUGGUGGGUUGCUAGGAUGUGCUUGCCGGGGUGAUGGUUCUGGCAGACACACUGGUGACUUCUAAGAGAUAUGUCAGUCAGCGCAUGAAUGUGAGGAACGUGUGGACAUUGAGUUGGCAGAAGGGGUUAGUUGGCCCUUUGAUUCCUAAUUUAAUUAGCUGAGCAAAACAUUUUGGGCCGAAGGGCCUGUUCUGCUGGCAUACUGUUCGAUGUUCUGUGUGUGUUGUCGAGAGGUUUCGGGGAGACGGAGGCAAAAGGAGUGAGUGGGGACAACAGAUCAGCUGGAGCCCAGUGUGGGAAAUGUGAGAUCACCCACUUCUGUAGGAGAAACAGAAACACUGAGUAUGAGUAAAUGUUGAGGGACUGAAGUGCACUGGGUAGGGAGGAAGGUAGAAGGUACAUUUUAUUUAUUUGUAAGAGAUAUUAGGUAUAAUAGUGAACAUGACUUUAACAAUUAUUUGUGCUUUGUUGAGAUUGUACCUGGAAUAUGGUGUAAAAUCCUGCUCCCCAUACUAACACAGGUUAUAUAGACCAAAGAACUAACUGCCGGAGGAACUCAGCGGGUCGGGCAGCAUCUGUGGAGGGAAAUGGACCGUCAACAUUUCGGGCUGAGACCCUCCCUCUGAACUGAGAGUGGACGGGAAAUAGAGAAAAGAGGUGAGGGGUGGGGAUGGGGCAAGAGCUGGGGAGUGAGAGGUGGAUCCAGGUGAGGUGGGAGGUGAGGAGGUGGAAAUAGUGACAGGGGUGGGAGGUGAGUGGUUGGGGCAACACGGGGCUGUAGAUGAUGGAAAUUAAUUCCGCAGAGGAUCAACAAAGAGGUUAGAGAGUAUUUGUUAUAGAGAGUGCAAUGAAGAUUCACCAGACUGAUCCCUGGGGUGGUGGGGUCAUCAUAAAGAAAGAUCAAAUGUGAUAACCCUUUCAUUUAGAGAAUCUAGGACUGAGAGUUGAACACAUUGAAAUGCAGAACAUCAUUAACAGUUGAACCAGGGAUCCCAGUCUCUGAAACAGGGAUGGACCGUCCGGGACUGAGAUGAGGGGAAAUGUCUCCACUCCGAGGGUGGUGAAUUUCUGUAACUCCCCACCACAGAGGGCGGUGAAGUCUCAGUGAUCGUCCUCACAUAAAACAGAGACCGGCGAUGUGUGGGGACCGAGGGGAUCGAGGAAAUGAGGAUCGGGCAGAAACAUGUGGCUGAGAUGGGAGAGCAGCCGCCAUCUUGUUGAUGGUUGGAGAGGCUGAAUGGCCACCUCCUGUAGUUUCUGGCUUGGUGUUUUAGUGUUCCUGUUCAAUGAGGCCGGGGAAGUGUGAAUAGAAACAUAGACUGAUUUAAAUAAAACCUGCACAAUUCUGGUUUGGUUCUAAAAUGUGUGCCGGACCGGGAUGGGGUUCAAACCCGGGGGGUGGAGGGAUGGGGACGGAGAAGAUGCAGAGGGAAAUUUUAAAAUAUAUCUAGUGUAAUUAUGAGAUGAUGUUUGAAAUGCGGUGAGGGGGGUCGGGCAGCGUGUGAGGGGCAAGGAGCGGAGUCACCGGGUCACGUGGGAGACCGUGCACCCGUGACGUGACCAGCGCGGCGCUGCAGCAUCUGUUCGUUUACGAGGCCCCGCCCACCGCGCUGAAGACCUCGCGCAUGCUCAGUGCGGGAAGGGAGUUCCGUUCUUUGUUCCAAUGGGCCGGCGGUGGGAUCGGGAUCUGCGAGGAUGGGGAGCCGGGGACGGAUUAUCCUCUGCCGGGCGACAGCAAGAAUUCCGCUUCGGGUUGCUACAUCGACCCCACUCCCGCCUCCUCCCGCUGUCAGACCCGUCCUGAGCCGGUGAGAGUUCAUGUGACCGGGCUGCGGCAGUCCCGCUCUACCCCGGCUCACCCGGCCCUGUCCAUCUGUAAUGAGCGGCGGACACAUCACAGCCGAGUGGCCUCGGGAGCAGCAGCUCAUACUCAACUCUCCGUACAGGGUGAGCACACCGGGGCAGGACCAUUGUUGGUCACUGUGGAAAUCGGACUGUGAUUUCCCGGGACCACAUUGAACGCCGGCCGGUUAAUCAUCAGAGAGCAGCAAAAACUGAUCACACCUGUCCUCAAAAUGGGUCAAGGUGCGAGCAGUGAAAAAGUUCCAGUGACAUCAACAUCGGGAAAGGACACGGAUCUGAGAGUGAUCACCGAGCUUCUGGCAAGCUGGGACAAUUCCCAGCUGCUGCGGUUGAUGGACUUCUACCGGGACAGUCUGGAGCAGGUGAUCGAAGGAAGGGUGCACGGAGUGAGCCUGGCGUUAACGGCCGAGAAUCAGUUCAGCGGAGAGGAACAUCGGAAAAUCUCUGAUCUCGCUGAUAAGGGAGAGCGGGCGGACAGUUCUAAACUCCUCCUGAGCCUGGUGAUGGAGAAAGGCUCCCGCGCCCGGAGAGUGAUGUGGGAAACCUUUGUGAAAAUGAGGAUUGGCGUCCCAGAUUUGGACAAAAUACUGAAGGAAAUACAGAUAUAUGGUUGUGAUUCUUCCCAUCGACCAAUUCCUGCUCAACUUUUACUAAAGGUUCUCAGAGCGCUGAAAGAUGUUCAACAGAUACACAAGGAGACUCUGCGGGCACAAACUGAAACACUGAGAGUGAACACGAUCCUGAUGAGGGAGAAGGUGAAGGUUUUCCAGCUGGUUGAUCGAUACGCUGAGCUCACGGUCAUUUCUACUGUUCGAGACCGGCUAAUGGUGGAACAUGAGCUGCUGGCAAGAGGCAGAGACCACGAGGAGUGGAGAGAAAAACAUCUCCGUGGACACCUGGAGAAACUCCAGAUGGAUCAGUUGUUCCAGAGCAGCUUUUCCCAAACUAACUCCAAAUCUGCGAUGUCCGCAGCAGUGGCCGGAGUCCAAGGGAUCGGGAAAACAACAAUGGUACAAAAGAUUGUUUAUGACUGGGCCGCGGGGAAAAUAUAUCAACAAUUCCAGUUUGUCUUCAGUUUCAAAUUCCGGGAUUUAAACUCCAUUAAUUGUAGAAUAAAUCUGAGGGAACUGGUUCUGGAUCAGUAUCCUUACUUUGGGAAUUUCCUGAGGAAGGUCUGGAAGAAUCCAGAGGGAUUGCUGUUUAUACUCGAUGGUUUGGAUGAAUUCAAACACAGAAUCGAUUUUGCUGACAGUCGGAGAGAUACAGAACCCAAGCACCAGUGUCCAGAUCCCGAGUGGUGGUGUGAAGUGUCUGACAUUGUGUACAGUUUAAUCCAGGGCAAGCUGCUCCCAGGGUGUUCAGUGCUGGUGACCACCCGGCCCACUGCGUUACAUUUAUUGGAAAAGGCUAAGAUCAGUGUCUGGGCUGAAAUCCUGGGAUUUGUUGGUGAGGAACGGAAGGAAUAUUUCAUCAGACAUUUUGAAGAUCAGACGGUGGCGGAAGCUGUUUUCAAACACGUGGUGGAGAACGAGAUCCUGUACACCAUGAGCUACAACCCCUCCUACUGCUGGAUCCUCGCUCUGACACUGGGCCCCUUCUUCACACAAAGAGUCAGGGACCUGCACCGAGUUCCCAAGACCAUCACCCAACUGUACUCCUACUAUAUUUACAACAUCCUGAAAAACCACGGCCGUGAGAUUGAGAACCCCCAUGAUGUUUUGCUCAGGGUUGGUCAGAUGGCCUUCAGAGGAGUGUACGAGAGGAAGAUUGUGUUUACAGGUGGAGAUUUGAUCAGCUACAAUCUGCAGCCUUCCCAGUUCCUGUCCGGGUUCCUGAUGGAGCUUUUGGAGAGAGAUGAUUCUGCCCGGAGCGUGGUGUACACAUUCCCACACCUCACCAUCCAAGAGUUUGUAGCUGCAGUCGCACAAUUCCUGAAUCCACAUCCCGGGGAUAUCCUGAAAUUCCUCACUGGAGCCCACAAUACCACAGAUGGGCGGUUUGAGGUAUUUCUCCGUUUUGUAGCUGGUCUCUCCAACCCAAUGACAGCGCGGGGUCUGGAGGAGUUUCUGGGUCCAUUUCCUCAUCAAACAACCUGCCGGGUGAUUGACUGGGUGAAGGAGGAGGUUAAACGCCAGAGUGGAAACACAUGGAGUGAAGCUGGUAAAAGGAGCCUCCUGAACACAUUGCACUACCUGUUUGAGUCUCAGAAUCGUCCACUGGCUCAGGCCGCACUGGGAUCUGUGAAAACACUUUCAUUCAGUGGAAUGACACUGACCCCGAUUGACUGUGCGGUCCUGUCUCAUGUCAUCGGACUCUGUGAUACAAUAAAACACCUCGACCUGGGGAACUGCCACAUUCAGUGUGAAGGAAUCCAGCGGCUGGGACCCGGGCUGCACAAGUGCCAGGAGUUGAGACUUGGGCGGAAUGAACAGGGAGAUUCAGGAGUGAAACUGGUGUCUGCGGCUCUGAGGAACCCGGAGUGUAAAAUACAGAAACUGUGGUUGAGGGAUGUCGGUCUCACAGAUUCUGGUGCCGAGGAUCUCGUCUCCGCUCUCAGUACAAACCCAUCACUGACGGAGCUGAUCCUGAGUGGUAAUAAACUGGGAGAUUCAGGAGUGAAACUGGUGUCUGGGGCUCUGAGGAACCCGGAGUGUAAAAUACAGAAACUGGGGCUGGAGAGAGUCGGUCUCACAGAUUCUGGUGCCGAGGAUCUCGUCUCCGCUCUCAGUACAAACCCAUCACUGACUUGGCUGAACCUGAGAUCAAACUCGCUGACAGACCGAUCUGUCCCCGCUCUCCGCCGCCUCAUACUGACCCUCCCGAGUCUGGAGUGGAUCGUGCUGGGGGGGAAUUGGUUCAGUGAGACCGGGAUGAAGGAACUGAGAUCUCUACAGGAACCCAGACCCGGACUGACAGUGUGGAUCUGAACAUCUGAAUGUGGGGAAUCGGUUCAGUGAGACCGGGAUGAAGGAACUGAGAUCUCUGGAGGAAGUCAGACCCGGACUGAGAGUGGAUCUGUGAACAUCUGAAUGUGGUGAAUCGGUUCAGUGAGACCGGGAUGAAGGAACUGAGAUCUCUACAGGAACCCAGACCCGGACUGAUGGUGGAUCUGAACAUCUGAAUGUGGUGAAUCGGUUCAGUGAGACCGGGAGGAAGGAACUGAGAUCUCUACAGGAACCCAGACCCGGACUGAUGGUGGAUCUGAACAUCUGAAUGUGGUGAAUCGGUUCAGUGAGACCGGGAUGAAGGAACUGAGAUCUCUACAGGAACCCAGACCCGGACUGAGAGUGGAUCUGUGAACAUCUGAAUGUGGUGAAUUGGUUCAGUGAGACCGGGAUGAAGGAACUGAGAUCUCUACAGGAACCCAGACCCGGACUGAUGGUGGAUCUGUGGACAUUUGGCCGAUUCCACGCCCUCCCCUUUAACCCUAACCCUAUCUGGAACUGAGAUCUCUCCGGGGAGUCAGACCCGGACUGAUGGUGGAUCUGUGAUCCUGUGAACAUCCCCGCCCGCGGGAUGGGGACAUUUGGCCGACUCCCCGCCCUCCCCUUUAACUCCCGCCCUUACCUUUAAUGGCCGCGCGCCGGGGCUGAUUCCCAACGGUUUUAACGGAAACGGCUCGGGCCUCGCGCUGUGUGCGUCGCUCGCAGCGGUCCCGCAGUGACGUGUUUCCGCCUGUUGUCCGGCGGGGCAGCAUCCGCCGGAAGUGCGUGUUGGAGACUCCCCACGUGGCACCACGGGGAAUUACCCGGACAGGAAGAGCCCGGGGUCCGGGGCUCAGUCUGGGACACCGGUGUCCCGGGGUGGGGGGGAUGGUCCCGGGAGAGAAUCCUUUUGCCCCCUUUGCUGAGGACGGUGCAUUCGGCAGCCUGGCCGAUAUAAUGAUGUUAAAUGGACAAAUCCCUCGGCAGUGACCCUGGAUCUGCAGCGAUCCCGGACACGGCCCUGAAGUGUGAUUUUAUAAUCAUCGGUUCCCCGAUGCAGAGUGACGGUGAGAAACGGGACUGAUUAUUCAACCGGUCACUCCUUGUCUCCGGUCAGUUAAUUGUGUGUGACUGUGAGUGAGUCGGGAGCAGCUUAUUUAUUCCCGCACGUCAGCAGCUCACACAUUGUUUCAUUUACAUUUGUAAAUUUACUCACACCCGGGACCAGACACAGAGAGAAUUGUCCUCCACACCGGCCCAUCACACAGUCCCGGGGUAGACACAGAGUGAAUCUCCCUCCACACCGUCAAAUCACACACUCCCGGGGUCAGACACAGAGUGAAUCUCCCUCCACACCGGCCCAUCACACACUCCCGGGGUCAGACACAGAGUGAAUCUCCCUCCACACCGACCCAUCACACACUCCCGGGGUCAGAAACAGAGUGAAUCUCCCUCCGCACCGUCCCAUCACACACUCCCGGGGUCAGACACAGAGUGAAUCUCCCUCCACACCGUCCCAUCACACACUCCCGGGGUCAGACACAGAGUGAAUCUCCCUCCACACCGUCCCAUCACACACACCCGGGGUCAGAAACAGAGUGAAUCUCCCUCCGCACCGUCCCAUCACACACUCCCGGGACCAGACACAGAGUGAAUCUCCCAUCACACCGUCCCAUCACACACUCCAGGGGUCAGACACUGAGUGAAUCUCCCUCCACACUCUCCCGGGUUCAGACACAGAGUGAAUCUCCCCCCACACCGUCCCAUCACACACUCCCGGGGACAGACACAGAGUGAAUCUCCCUCCAAACCAAACCAUCACACACUCCCGGGGUCAGACACAGUGAAUCUCCCUCCUCACCGUCCCAUCACACACUCCCGGGGUCGGACAGAGUGAAUCUCCCUCCACACUGUCCCAUCACACACUCCCGGGGUCAGACACAGAGUGAAUCUCCCUCCACACCGUCCCAUCACACACUCACGGGGUCAGACACAGAGUGAAUCUCCCUCCACACUGUCCCAUCACUCACUCCCGGGGUCAGACACAGAGUGAAUCUCCCUCCACACCGUCCCAUCACACAAUCCCGGAGUCAGACACAGAGUGAAUCUCGCUCCGCACGGUCACAUCACACACUCCCGGGGUCGGACACAGAGUGAAUCUCCCUCCACACCGGCCCAUCACACACUCCCGGGUUCAGACACAGAGUGAAUCUCCCUCCACACCGUCCCAUCACACACUCCCUGGGUCAGACACAGAGUGAAUCUCCCUCCAUACCGUCCCAUCGCACACUCCCGGGGUCAGACACAGAGUUAAUCUCCCUCCACACCGUCCCAUCACACACUCCCGGGGUCAGAAAGAGAGUGAAUCUCCCUCCACACCGUCAAAUCACACACUCCCGGGGUCAGACACAGAGAGAAUUGUCCUCCACACCGGCCCAUCACACACUCCCGGGGUCAGACACAGAGAGAAUUGUCCUCCACACCGUCAAAUCACACACUCCCGGGGUCAGACACAGAGAGAAUUGUCCUCCACACCGUCCCAUCUCACACUCCCGGGGUCGGACACAGAGUGAAUCUCCCUCCACACCGUCCCAUCACACACUCCCGGGGUCAGACACAGAGUGAAUCUCCCUCCACACCGUCCCAUCACACACUCCCGGGGUCAGACACAGUGAAUCUCCCUCCUCACCGUCACAUCACACAUUCCCGGGGUCGGACAGAGUGAAUCUCCCUCCACACCGUCCCAUCACACACUCCCGGGGUCAGACACAGAGUGAAUCUCCCUCCACACCGUCCCAUCACACACUCACGGGGUCAGACACAGAGUGAAUCUCCCUCCACACUGUCCCAUCACACACUCCCGGGGUCAGACACAGAGUGAAUCUCACCCCGCACCGUCCCAUCACACACUCCCAGGGUCAGACACAGAGUUAAUCUCCCUCCACACCGUCCCAUCACACACUCCCGGGGUCAGACACAGAGUGAAUCUCCCUCCACACUGUCCCAUCACACACUUGCAAUGCCAAACACACAGUGAAGCUCCGUCUGCACCAUUCCAUCACUCAAUGAAUUCCACCCUGCAAAGUCGCAUUUCAAGGAAGCAUUCACCAUCAAUUUGCGGGAGACUCCCGGAACUCCCAGGAGAGGUGGGAUGUCUGCAAGAGAGUAGCUCCUUAGCGGUCAGCCAGCUAGUUUAAAUAGCGUUAGCUAUGCGAAUGAACGAAUGACACCCGUUAAACUCACCUGAACAGUGAUUUAACCCCCCCACGGGCAAUAGAAAAGUCACUGUUGCAAACAGUGCAGCGAGCAAUACUGUCAUUAUUCCUGACCCCUAUUAGGCAGGGGAACACUUCAGUGUAGUCUGUGGUGAAGUACGUUUUGUAUUUUCUUUUUUUAUAUAUACUCUGCCAUGGAGCGCUCCCUCCCUCUCCCUCCACCUCUCAAAAAAUCGAUUUGCGGGAGAUUGUAUAUAAUUCGCGGGCGUCAGGGAGCCGCUAUCAAUAUGCGGGAGACUCCCGGAACUUCCGGGAGAGGUGGGAUGUCCAACGCUUCACUUGAAAUGGCCGCUGGGGAGGGAGUGACGGCUUUGGUAGAAGUGAGCGCAAGAGAGGGAGGGACGCGCUGAUUUAAAAUGGGCGAAUCCUUGGUUAAUGUGUCCGCCAGGGAUGGAGUGAGACAUUGACUUACAAUGGCCACUGUCACGCACAGCAUCUAUGGCGAAGGAACAUGCGGUGUCCAUGGAUACAAUCCCGGGAUCGAGUGUGUUAUUGAUUGUAAUAACAGCAUUUUAAUUUGUGUUUUAUAUUGUUUUGGGUGUUGUACAUAUGUAUUAAGUCCAAUAAUUUUGUCAUUGAAUAAACUAAUGUAUAUAUCUCA